AUGGCCAGCAAACCAGGGGAUUACGACGCCGUGCGCAAGGAUAUUGCUGCCCAGUUGAAGAAGCCCGGCUAUGACGAUGGGAGCGCGGCGCCGGUGUUUGUGAGAUUGGCAUGGCACUCCGCAGGCACAUACGACAAGGAGACAGACACGGGCGGUUCCAACGGCGCCGGCAUGCGCUAUGAAGCCGAAGGCGGCGACCCCGCCAACGCAGGACUCCAACACGGCCGCGCGUUUCUCGAACCCGUCAAGGAACGACACCCGUGGAUCACAUACUCUGAUCUCUGGACGCUGGCCGGUGUCGUGGCCAUCAAGGAAGCCGGCGGCCCCGACGUCCCCUGGCAACCAGGCCGGACGGAUCUCGUCAACGACUCCAAGGUGCCUCCGCGCGGUCGUCUGCCGGACGGAGCCCAGGGCGCCGACCACGUCCGUCACGUCUUCUACCGCAUGGGCUUCAACGAUCAGGAGAUCGUCGCCCUGGUCGGCGGCCACAAUCUCGGCCGGUGCCAUGCGGACCGCUCCGGAUUUCAGGGCCCCUGGGUGAACAACCCGACCCGCUUCUCGAAUCAGUUCUAUAAGCUCUUGCUCAAGCUGGAAUGGAAGCCCAAGACACUUGAUAAUGGCAUCAAGCAGUUUGUCUUCGUGGAUCCGGAUUUCCCCGAUGACGAACCGCUCAUGAUGCUGCCCACGGAUGUUGCGUUGGCGACUGAUCCGUCCUUCAGGUCGUGGGUGGAGAAAUACGCCGAGGACCGCGAUCUGUUCUACGACCACUUCUCCAAGGCUUUCGCCAAGCUGAUCGAGUUGGGUAUCCGUCGUGAUGAGACGGGUAAGAUCGUCAACACUGAUAAUGUCCUGGGUGGGUAUGUUUCCGCGCCCAAGAAGAGUAAUACCCCUACUGGACCGGCGAAGGCGAAGCUAUAG
Monascus purpureus is the source of this 918-nucleotide messenger RNA. The record is from the annotation of a GenBank genome assembly. Lineage: Eukaryota; Fungi; Ascomycota; Eurotiomycetes; Eurotiales; Aspergillaceae.